Austrofundulus limnaeus is the source of this 2844-nucleotide messenger RNA. It is a transcript of the gene gpatch2, whose product is annotated as G patch domain containing 2. The transcript has 10 exons. NCBI's taxonomy places the organism in Eukaryota, Metazoa, Chordata, Actinopteri, Cyprinodontiformes, Rivulidae. Gene Ontology annotation, molecular function: nucleic acid binding. The coding region runs from base 159 to 1751 and encodes 530 amino acids. The record is from RefSeq and is a predicted model, not a curated record.
CAUCCUUGCUACCUUCGCGGUGUGUCCUCUGGUGGCGUAUUGAUCCAGCUAACUGAUCGUUAGCCCUUUUUUUUUUUUAUUUGUCAGUAUGUUGUCUGUGAUGUCUCAUCGUUUGUCUGUUGUUUCUGGGUAAAUAUACCUGGCACUCGGUGGCUUUAAUGUUCCGUGCAGGUCAUCUAAAAACCAUCGGCAAAGCGGGAACUGGCUGGCACUUUCGCCGGACGAUGGACGAGCUGGUCCAUGACCUGGUGUCAGCGCUGGAGGAGAGCUCAGAGCAGGCUGCUCGCGGCGGCUUCGGCGACGGCGGAGACCAUGCUCUGGCGGUGGGCUGUCUGCUGAAGAGGCAGGCUCGGAAGCGAAGGGGCAGGAAGCGACGCUCGGACAACCCACAUCCGCCGUGGGAGGCGGGCCACCUCAGCGAGGGCUCAGAGUCCAGCGUGGAGGAGCAUAAGGACUACCGUGCCGGCGCAGGAGGAGUCUCCGCUGCCAAUAGCCACGCCCGUGACAACAGCGACUCCGACGACCAGCUUGGCCCCAAAAGGCGACCCUCUCACACGGCCGACCUGGGCCGAAGCAAACGCCCGUUUUGGCCCGACGACCUGGCUGUUCUGGGCUCGGCAGAGGGAACCCGCAGCCUCAGGCGGCGCCGUAAGGUCAAACGCAUGGCCGUCGACCCGCCCGCAGAACCCGAACCCCACUCCUCCAUCAUGCUCGGGCCUCCGCCUGUCCCCAAAGCCCGCGUCGGCGGCAGGCCGCACAGACUGGGCGCCGGCGAGGGCGGGGGAGCCCCGGAGCUCUGUGGAGGGGGUCUGAUAGGGUCCGGGGGAGGGAAGAACCGGAUCAAGAAGAGGAAGCUGGGCGCCCACAGACUGGGAGUGGAAGCUGCUGACGAGGGGGUGGUGGUUGAGAGCGAAGACCCCCUUUCUCCUCCAGUGGRUGGGUCCAAGGACAAGAUGGAGCUGGAGGAGCAAAAGGGCUCAGAUGAGGACAUGAGUGACAGGUGUGAGACCAGCAGUGUGAGUAACAGCAGUGACGGGGGUCUCUAUACCAAUGAUGAGGGGAGGCAAGGCGACGACGAGCAGAGCGACUGGUUCUGCGAGGGCGACCCGGGCUCCGGCUCUGGGCCCAGCGGCGCGUGCGGCAUAGCGGGAGUGGUUCCCUGGUGGGAGCGGGAGACGGCGUCGGAGGAGCUGGACCUCGUCGACCCCGUCUUCAGCAGCAUUCUCACGGGAUCUUUUCCGCUCCUGAGCCCUGGAGCGCAGAGAGGGUUUCAGGCCAGGUUGAGUCGUCUUCAUGGGGGCCAGCAGGGAUCCGAGGCGGGCCUUCAGGGAGGCUCUGGUCCGGGCUUCAACGAGAGGCGGAGCCGACAAACCCAGGACUCACAYGAGCCCUGGUUCAGCUCGGGAUCAAGGAGAGAGCACGGACAGCUGCACUGGGACCCACGAUCAGACAGAGGGCACCGGAGGACCUGUUCAGUAAAAACAGCAAGCAGACAGACCAGCGGACACCUUGGCUCUUUGUGUACAGGGGACAUCAAGCGUAGGCGAAAAGCAGCCCCUCUUGGCACCACUGCACCACCAGGUGUGGUUGGUGAGAACGCGCCCCCUAUCCCUGACUCGAACAUGGGGAAUCGCAUGUUGCAGACCAUGGGCUGGAGCCCAGGGAUGGGCCUGGGCCCAGAGGGACGGGGUAUCACCGAGCCCAUCCGAGCGACUCAGAGACCUAAAGGGGCAGGUUUAGGUUUCAACUGAACAUCCUGUUUUUUGUUUUUGUUUUUUUAAACAGAGAUGAACUUUUCCUCAGGGCCAUUUGUUUUUAAAAAGGUCCAGCCAUGUGAGCUCCAAGRACAAACGAAGCUUGGAGAACAACCAAGAGCGACUGUUGAGACUGAAAGACUUUCCCAUAUUGGGGAAACAAGAAGCCUGGGAUAUCCUCCAAGACUUCUCGUCACGUGACCUAUCGACAGAAACUGGGCUGGAAAAACAACUUCUUUUGCUCAAACUCCAUGUUGGAGAAGAUGCUCUUAUCACGUUACCUCAGAUGCUUGAGGUUUGAAAGCUGGCAGGUUGAGUGUAAACCGAGAGCAGGGCUUGUUAGCGGUCAGCGGUGUGGGGUUGUUAAUUAGAAAUGGUUUUGUCCAACUUUGCACAAGUUUUAGAAUAAAAGGUUUGAGUAGGCCAUACCUCAAAGCACCCUUUUAAUCUUUUGUUGUUGUUUUUUUAUUGUAAUGAAGUUAGGCUCCACUUUAUUGCUGUUAGGAUGUACUCUUCAURUAACUGAGGAGGUUAUGUCAUCGAAACGUUUUUAUUUCUAGKAUAAAAGUCCAAACCACAGAUUUUGCUUCAUGUAUAAUACUGUUAAUGUAUUUGCUGCUGGAACUGCUGCACCUUUACUGCUGCGGCUUGAGAAGAAAAUAUUAAUUUGUACACAUAGUCUUGAUUUAAUUUUAUUUGUUUUACCCAGUAUUAUUUGCUUUGGAACUAUGACAGUUGUAGCCAAACACAGUGAGACCAACUGUUGGGAUCUAGAUGUAUCCCAGUUUUGUACACAUCUGGAAACUGGAGAAGGAAGACCUGUUUUUUUUUUUUUCAGGUUUUUGCUUUAAUCAGACAGAGAUGAAAUGGCCUAAAACACAGAACCCAAAGUGAUGCAUCCAGUGACUUUUAUUAAAAUAUAUUCAGCACAUUUGCUGUCUAAAGUUUUUAGUGAGUGUUUCAUUAUGGCAUGUUGAUCAAUCAUUUUUGAAUUGUUUGUACUUUUAACGGUGAUUUUUCCCAUCUGAACAACCUGCCUUUUCAACACAYAAAGGUUAAGGGCUAAAUAAAAAUGUAGAUUUUAACGUGA